AAUUAUUAAUUAAAAUAAACUUUAAAAACCAUAAAAAAAUCAAACAAACAGAGCCUCGCGAACUUCUAAGGAGAAAACAAUCACCAUUUUCAUAUGUUAAUUUUUAUUAAAAUUUACCUUGUUAUCUUUACUUUUUUUUUUUUAAUAUCCUCUCUGUAGAAGAGAAAAGAUAAAACAGUCAUAGUUAAAAAUUGAUAAUACCUGACAAUUUUGGUCAAGAAGUCAAAAUUUAUAAAAAAAAUUUGGCUCUUUCUCUUUCUAUAUCAUCCUUUCAUCUGUUCAGCAUCAUCAUCAUCAUAAUGUCCAUUUCCAUUCUUUUUGUAUCUUCCAAGAUAUAAUGAUUCAUUUGAAGAGAAGAAACCAAGCCCGUGUCAUCAAAUUUAACCUUUCCUUCAAUUUCCACCAGGUAAAAAUGCAGAUAUUAUUACCGUGUCUUAUAGAGAGUCUACGUCCGACUGUUCAACAACUAGCGCGUGCGAUAUUAUCUCAUAACCGGCGGAAACGGUGUUACACACGUGGACGUCAAGCGCGUUGUCUUCACUUUCCAUGAACCUUCUGAAUAAUACUAAUACUCGAGUCAAUGCCAUCUCUCCGAAUUUAAUAAUUGUCCCUCCAUGUUGAUAAUUUUCAAUACAAAUUCCCCUCUACCUCCAACUCCCCCCCCGGGGCCCACACGCAGUCACACACUUGCCACCUUCUCUGCCCGUUACUUAAUCCCUCACCCAAUCAUCUAUUCUUGAAAAAUCUGAAACCGAUCUCCAUUAAGAAAACCGUUUAGUAGUUUCUAAAGUUUCUUGACGAAAAAUUCAGUUUAAUUUUUGAAGAACCCAGAUCAAAAAAUUGUUCAGGAGAGGCUUUUAGUCUUGAACAAUGGUGAAGUGCAGUAACAGUUUGAUUGGGAUACUGAACGUGUUCAGCUUGAUUCUGUCGGUUGUGAUUCUGGGUGGAGGGAUUUGGCUCUCCAAGCACGGAAGCACUGAAUGCGAAAGUUUCUUCCAGAAGGCCACCAUAGCAGUUGGGGUGUUCUUGUUGCUGGUUUCCGUGGCCGGAGUUAUUGGUGCUUGUUGUGGGGUUUCAUGGCUUCUCUGGUUAUACCUUGUGGUCAUGUUCCUCUUGAUUAUCCUCUUGUUCUGCUUUGCGAUCUUCGGGUUCGUUGUCACUAACAAAGGUGCUGGUGAGGCGCUUUCUGGGAAGGGUUACAAGGAGUAUAGGCUUGGGGAUUAUUCCAAUUGGUUGCAGAAAAGGGUCAAUGAUAACAAGAACUGGGCCAAGAUUCGGAGCUGUCUUCAGGACUCUAAAAUCUGCCAGCAUCUCCUUGAAGACAAAUCUGCUGAUGAACAGGCUUUCGAUCGGAGGAAACUUUCUUCUCUUGAGUCUGGAUGCUGUAAGCCAUCCAUUGAUUGUGGCUUCACCUAUGCCAAUGGAAACUGGACCGCUGGAACAGCUCCUCCAUCGGACAAUCCAGAUUGCAAAGCAUGGAACAAUGACCCUGCUCGGUUGUGUUACAGCUGCCAAUCAUGCAAAGCUGGUUUCCUGGAUAAUAUCAAGAGUCUUUGGAAGAGAAUGGCUGUUCUGAUUGUGGUUGUUUGGGUCAUCCUUGUCAUCAUAUACUCUGUAGGAUGCUGUGCUUUCAGAAACAACCGGGAGUCUAAUGCAUGGAAGCACCGCUACCCCUGAGCUGUGGUGUGGUUGAUGAUUCUUAAGUAGAUGUUGCAUUCUGUAGUAUGCUUAGGAUAUUGAGCGCUUCUGCUAGCUGGUAUAUUGGACUUAAUUCCCAUCUUUCUUAUUCAUGUAUAGUAUUAUGAAUCUUUCUUGAUAUCGCAGGAUCAGGGAUCUCCCACUGUAGUAGUUCUUAGAUCUUGCUAUGACACUGUUCUGUUUAAUUCAAGUUUUGUGCAGCUUGUUGAGUUCUGGGUAUCAUCUUCUUGAUUGAUGUCCACAUUUUCAGCCUUUGUACUUGUGAACUUGUUUUUGUGCUCCUGGAUUCUCACAUAUCAUAAGACUUCUUGCUUUUGGCAAUUGGUGAUAUUCUGAAUCCAAUUAAAACUCUAUGAUUUUCCCACAAUGGGAAUCCUCUGUGAUUUAGGUGUAUGAAGCAAGUCACAAACAUGGUUGAACAUUACUGACUUUCCAAUAAUUCUGAAUUCCGCGUUUUAAAUUGAAUUCUCUUCUUUCCCUUACUUUGCAUUUGUUGCAUACAAUUGUGCGGUUUUCUGGUAGUCGGGGGCAAGCAAGAUAGCAUAUUAUUUGAUGGUCUUUCACUUCUCUACCCACCAAUGAUGACACCUUUGAAUGGCUUUUGUUUGGUGGCUGAGUAAUUUCUCAGUUGACAAGUUUAGAUGUCUUUUUGUCUGUUUUCACCUAAGGCAACACGUUUCUUCGGACCUUAAAAUGUGCUUAGUCCAUC
This is a messenger RNA of Oldenlandia corymbosa var. corymbosa, 2407 nucleotides long. Lineage: Eukaryota; Viridiplantae; Streptophyta; Magnoliopsida; Gentianales; Rubiaceae. The record is from the annotation of a GenBank genome assembly.